ACCCAGCUGCAGUCGAGCAUCAGACAGUCAUCAGCUUUCUAUCCAGCUCCAACAUGAAAUUCCUUAUCGUCUUCGUCGCCCUCUUCGCCAUGGCUGUGGCCCGCCCCAACGAGGCCCAGGUCGUGAAGCAGGACGUCGAUGUUGCACCGGACACGUGGAACGCCAACCUGGAGCUCAGCGAUGGCACCAGCGUCGCCCAGCAGGGUUCCCUCAAGAACGUUGGCACUGAGCACGAGGCCGCUGUCGUUCACGGAUCUUUCUCCUGGGUGGAUGAGAAGACCGGCGAGAAGUUCACCAUCACCUACGUGGCUGAUGAGAACGGAUACCAGCCCCAGGGCGCCCAUUUGCCCGUGGCCCCAGUUGCUUAAACUGUCCUCGAUCACAACUCGAAAUUUGUUCAUUCAGAGACUAAAAUAUAUUGAUUGUUAAUUGCAAAAAAUCGAAUCGGUUUUAUUCAAAUUUGGGAAUCUGCUAAAAAAAACACUGAAUUUAUUACCAACAUAUUAUU
Messenger RNA from Drosophila simulans, 508 nucleotides. RefSeq names its product larval cuticle protein 65Ab1. The transcript has a single exon. The record is from RefSeq and is a predicted model, not a curated record. Gene Ontology annotation, cellular component: chitin-based extracellular matrix. Bases 54 to 368 code for a protein of 104 amino acids. Gene Ontology annotation, molecular function: structural constituent of chitin-based larval cuticle. NCBI's taxonomy places the organism in Eukaryota, Metazoa, Arthropoda, Insecta, Diptera, Drosophilidae.